AUGUCUCUCGGUCCCCCGUCAUCUGCUUUGCACCUCCAGGCUGCCCCGUCCACCUCCACUUCCACUGCGCGCACCCCAUCAUCUGUAUCUAUCCACCCUGUUGCCCUCUUUACCAUCCUCGACCACUAUCUUCGCCGCACUGACACUCAAGAGCGCGUCAUCGGGACUCUCCUCGGUACGCGGUCUGAGAAUGGCGAAGUCGAAGUUCGCUCUGCGUUCGCCGUCCUGCACAGCGAGACCAGCGAGCAGGUUGCGGUAGACAUGGAGUACCACCGCGCCAUGUAUGAGCUUUCACAACGCGUGAGCCCGAAAGACGCAAUCGUCGGAUGGUACUCGACAGGAUCGAACCUGAACACGUAUUCCGCUUUGAUCCAAAAUUUCUACUCUCAAGAAACAGCACCACAUCUUGCGAUUCACGUUGCGCUCAGCACGGGUACCGUCGAGGGAGAAGAGGCUGGCGUAAAAGCCUACACCAGCUCUCCCGUUGGCGUCUACCCGAAACCCGAGAACGCCGUGUUCGUACCCAUCCCUGUCGAUCUUCGCUUUAACGAUGCCGAGCGCAGUGGUUUGGAUCUCCUCUCCUCCCCCGCCUCCACCCUCCCUAUAUCUGAUCUCUCAAAACUCGAAUCAUCUCUCCAAACCGUUGUCGCCAUGCUCGAUCGCGUCCUUUCCUACGUCCGCGCCGUGCUUGCUGGCGAGAAGAAGGGAGAUGCCGCCGUCGGGCGCUAUCUUAUGGAUACCUUCGGUACGGGGACAGAGGAGCUCGAAAAGGGCGGCUUUGCGAACAGCUUGCAGGAUACUCUCAUGAUGUCCUACCUCGCGAACCUCGUGCGCGCUCAAGCGGAGGUCUCCUCGCGACUUGCUCUCGUCACUGCCUCACAGUCGUAG
Molecule: messenger RNA, 888 nt
Organism: Heterobasidion irregulare TC 32-1
Lineage: Eukaryota; Fungi; Basidiomycota; Agaricomycetes; Russulales; Bondarzewiaceae
Exons: 6
Coding region: 1-888 (295 amino acids)
Biological process (GO): translational initiation
Cellular component (GO): eukaryotic translation initiation factor 3 complex, eIF3m
Molecular function (GO): translation initiation factor binding; translation initiation factor activity; metallopeptidase activity
Source: RefSeq, a predicted model, not a curated record